Molecule: messenger RNA, 1599 nt
Organism: Panicum virgatum (switchgrass)
Lineage: Eukaryota; Viridiplantae; Streptophyta; Magnoliopsida; Poales; Poaceae
Product: pentatricopeptide repeat-containing protein At2g17670-like
Exons: 2
Coding region: 93-1238 (381 amino acids)
Molecular function (GO): protein binding
Source: RefSeq, a predicted model, not a curated record
CACAGCACAAGUCCAGUCUCCGAAUCCCUCCCUCCCUCGCCGCCGCCGCCGUGUUCCCCGGGAAGAGAGGAAGGGGAAGGCGAAGCCGGAGGAUGGGGAAGGUGCCGCACGCCAUGCGCGCCGCCGCCACCAAGCUCCCCGUCGCCCUCGUCCCCAAACCCAAACCCCACGCCGCUUCCCCCUCCGCGCAGCCGCCCGCGCGCCGCGGCACCAACCCCGCUAAACCCCACCGAGGCCCCAAAUCCCCGGGAGCACUCUCCCCCGCCUCCACCGACGCCGCGCUCCCGGCCGCGCAGGGGGAGGGCGAGGAGCGGAAGCCCAUCAGGACCCCCGCCGACCUCGCCGCCGCCAUCCGCGCCGCGGCGGACGCCGACAUCGACGCGGCGGUGUCCCUGGCCCUCGGGGCGCCCCCCGCCGUCCCGCUCCCGACCCACUCCCUCGCGCUCCUCCUCCGCCGCCUCGCCGCCCGCCGCUCCGUCGCCGCCGCGCGGGACCUGCUGAGCAAGCUCCACCCGGCCCCGCCCGACCCCGCGUCCUCGACGGCCCCGCGCGGGGCGCUGCUCGCGCUCGCCGACGCCGUCUGCCGCCGCGGCGACCCGCGCGAGAUCUCGCGGCUCCUCCCGGUCCUCGCCGGCCACGGCGUCCGCGCCGACGCGCACGUCUACAACGCCCUCAUGAAGGCGCACGUCGCGGCCUCCGACCCCGCCGGCGCCCUCGCGGUGCUCCGGCGGAUGGAGGGCGACGGCGUCCAGCCAGACCUCGUCACCUACAACACGCUCGUCUACGCGCUCGCGCGCGCGGGGAUGGUCGCCAAGGCCAGGACCUUCCUCGACACCAUGGCCGCGCAGGGGCACUUCCCGGACGUCAUCACCUACACCUCGCUCAUGAACGGGAUGUGCGUCCAGGGCGAUGCGCUCGGGGCGCUUAAAUUGCUCGAGGAGAUGGAGGCCAAGGGGUGCGAGCCCAAUGAGCGCACCUACAACACGCUGCUCAUGGGUCUCUGCAAGAACAAGAAGCUGGACAAGGCCGUCGAGGUGUACAAGUCCAUGGUAGCGUCUGGGAUGAAGAUGGAGGCGCCGGCGUAUGCCACCUUUGUCAGGGCGUUGUGUCGAUCUGGCAGCGUUGCAGACGCUUACGAGGUGUUUGAUUAUGCCAUUGAGGCCAAGAGCAUCACAGAGGUGACGGCGUAUACUGAGCUUGAGAACUCACUCAAGUGGCUGCGCAAGAUGAAGUCAUGAUGUCUCGGUCACUCAGCUUGCAAGUAGAGUAUACGCCAGUUUUUUUGCUGCUGAUGCAUUUGAAUUCAGGCUAUAAGACUCUGGGAACUCAAAAGUGGCUUCAAAUUGCUCAGAAAUUCUCAGCUUCAUGUUGUUUCUGACACAUAUGAAAUGUAAGAAUAGGAUGUCCAGAAAAAAAUUGCAGCUUGAGCAUUUACAGGUAGAAAUGGCACAAGCUAUUUUACGGCUAUGUACCAAGCUUUCCUUGCAAUGGUCAUGUAGUGCCUUGACCUUGAUGUAAACAAACAUUUGUUAUGUUUAUCCUCUGGGAAAUGUUUGACGUAUGCAGAUAAGUUAUGUUCUUCCUAUGGGAAUUGAAUCA